CGCAGUAAGGCCGGGUUAGAGUUGGGCGCAGCAGAGAAGGAAACGGUGUUUCCGGCUGUUUGAAACGGAGGGAGAGGACUGCUGACGCCGCUGACACCCCGAGAUAAACGCCACCGGCUCUGGGGGACUAACAAUUUCUAGCACCGGUUGUGGUCCUUCUUCGUACGUACCGGGGGGUCCGGGGGCCGGUUGUUUCAUAUCAGCCCAGGGGGUCGCACAGCAAACCGAGUAAAGCGACGGGUGUGAGCCACCAGCUACCGGCAUGGCCAGGGACUACGAUUACCUCUUCAAGCUGCUCAUCAUCGGGGACAGCGGAGUGGGGAAGAGCAGUCUCCUCUUGCGGUUUGCGGACAACACAUUUUCAGGUAGCUAUAUCACCACGAUCGGUGUCGACUUUAAGAUCCGAACGGUUGAGAUCAACGGUGAGAAAGUGAAGCUGCAGAUCUGGGACACAGCCGGGCAGGAGCGCUUCCGCACAAUCACCUCCACAUACUACAGAGGAACACACGGGGUCAUAGUGGUAUACGAUGUCACGAGUGCAGAGUCCUUCGUCAACGUGAAACGAUGGCUACAUGAAAUCAACCAGAAUUGUGACGAUGUGUGCCGAAUAUUAGUGGGAAACAAAAACGACGAUCCCAACUCCAAGGUGGUCGAGACCACUGACGCACAGAAGUUUGCUGAGCAGAUGGGAAUCAACCUCUUUGAGACGAGUGCAAAAGAGAACAUCAACGUUGAAGAGAUGUUCAACUGCAUCACAGAGCUAGUGCUAAGAGCCAAGAAGGAGGUGCUAGCCAAGCAGCAGCAGCAGCAACAGAACGACGUGGUCAAACUCACCCGGAACAGUAAACGAAAGAAAAAGUGCUGCUAGCGACCUCCAAACCAUCCACAGGCCAGCAGCAGCGUAUACUCACACAAGCAUACACACAAGAUGGGACUCGGAGCAUCUAAAUUAAAGAGCAAAUAAAGAUUUAAUAAAUAUACAGAGAAAGAUAAAAACAAAUGGAAAAGUGUCCCCUUUGGACAUACUAAUCGUGAAGACUUAAAAUAUGUACAGAUUUUUAUUUGACGUCAGAUCAAGUUUUAUUUGGAAUUCAGCAGAUGGGCACUAUUGACCUGAAGUCCUUAACGGAUCUGCAAGCUGACUACCAACCGCCAUAAUGGUCCAAUUUCUAUCCACAUAAUCCCCGUAUUCUCUCACCAGAAUCUCAUCUCUCCUUCUCAUUCGACUGCACAUGGGACUUUAAGAGUUGAGUCAGACUCUGCGCCUGAGGAGAAGGAGGGCUCAUCUUCUCUGGAUUGUUGAUUUCUAGGUUUAUUUUGGACAGGGGGGUGGGGGCGUGUCUGGCUUGCAGGGAGGAGCUUUUCAAAGUGGAUGUCUGAGUAAAAGUGAGGUUUCACCGCCUCCCUACAGCUUCAACAUUUCAGACGCCUGUGUUCCCACAACUUAUGCCAAGACAACAUGAACUGCUAGAUUUUGUUUUAUUUUAUUAAAUGGGGGGGCGGGGGGGGGGUCAAACGGAUUAUGUGAAUACAGAUGAUGAUGAUGAUUGGUAGACAACCUUUAGAAACUGAUGCAAUGGACAGAUGUGAUGACAUGUUUUGUUUCUUUGUCUAUAUUUUGCCAAGCUUUGCACCCUCUUCCUUCUAACAUCUAGUCCUGUUGAGCCACAUGAAUUGAUAUUCUGUUUCUCUUUUCUGUGUUUUUAUUUUUAUAAGUGCUGUAGAGCAGUCGAACCACUCCUGGAGCUCUUGGACAUCAAGCUUAGAAAGCUCUGUUCACAGUAGUCUUACGAUGUUUUUCAGAGGUUGCUUUUAAUCCUUUUCCUUCAUCUUUUUUUUAAAUGAUGACACUGCCAAUAUGAUAAAGAAUUUAUGAAGAGCUCUCUGGUGGAGCUCAUGGGACUGUUGCCACAGUGGCCCCUGAUUUGCCCAGAAGCAGGAAGGAUCAAGGUCUCACGGACCCUGACAGGAGGCGCUCAGGACUGCCUUCCUUCUCCUCUCCAGCCACUUUCAACGCACCCACUGAAAACCUCAUAUCAGCACCUCUCAUGGCGAUGGACUCAACUCUCAUGAAAGCAGACUCCUCCAGUCCAUCAAGGGGCACCAAGAGACUCAGUCUGAAAGCUUGCCGUCUCAGUGACCCUGGGUCCUUGGCAGACUGUGGUAUCUGCCCUUGUUUGUGAGCAUGUAACACUUAGUGAAGGGGUAUAGAAGAGUUAAUGCCUGACAUGCAUUUAAGACCAUCAAUGUUUUACUGUAUUUUCUCAGCUUGCAGAGUAUUUGUAACAGUUGACUAAUGUUAAAGUCUGAUGUCAUGUUAUUCAUUGCUUUUCUGUGUUACAACCCCCCCUGCUUACUUUUCAACUCAAGUGUUACUGGACGGUGUUUUCUGCAUCCAUGAUGAGAGUGUGACGGACAGUGGGACUGUUAAUUUAAGAGCAAACAGGGAUGCAGUACUGCCCUAGAUCCAGUGUUCAGGCCAGAGCUCCUUUUCCUCUCCUUAGGCAGGGUUAAACACAGAUGCAAAGACAUUAUACAAUGUCUAUUACUGACAAUGAUUUCCUUUAUGUUGAAUUGGGAGAGCAAUAAAUGAAGAGAGAGCUGUAAGUGUUGGCUUAGACCCUGUAGGAAACAUUACGUUUCCACUCUCUGGACUCUGGGGACCAGUUUGGGAUCCUGAUCCAAGACCUCCAGGGUUACGAACGGAAUAAGACCUCACACAUUAUGAUUUCUAUUCAUUAAGUGUAUGUAUAAAUAAAUAUAUUUGUGUGUUUAUAUUCAGUAUAGAACAAACACACAUAAGCACAUCAAACUGUGCAUGUGUUGAACAUGCCCAUGUGCUUUGGUUAAACACACCUGUCAGCUGUGGUUUGCUGUACACUGGAGAAAAAGAGAUGUACUAUUCAGUUUCCCUACAUGAAUUAAAUCAGUAAUAAGCGUUUUAAAGGAAUAAAUAUUUGACACAUAAUGAACUAUCUCAUGUGUCAGUGCUUUGAGGCUUGGACUUUGUUUUAAACCUGUGUCUUUGAUUUCUGCAAAUAAACUUGUAUGGGAGGA
Messenger RNA from Notolabrus celidotus (New Zealand spotty), 3057 nucleotides. RefSeq names its product RAB35, member RAS oncogene family b (gene rab35b). Gene Ontology annotation, cellular component: endosome membrane; plasma membrane. Bases 263 to 868 code for a protein of 201 amino acids. The record is from RefSeq and is a predicted model, not a curated record. The transcript has 6 exons. NCBI's taxonomy places the organism in Eukaryota, Metazoa, Chordata, Actinopteri, Labriformes, Labridae. Gene Ontology annotation, molecular function: GTPase activity; GTP binding. Gene Ontology annotation, biological process: endocytic recycling.